GCGCUGUCACCGGGCGAGAUGCUCGCCAUCCAGAGCUGGCUUUCCUUCUACAGCGACAACUAUGAUCCCGUGGGGAGGCUGGUGGGCAGAUUCUAUGAUGAAAAUGGGGCACCGACAGAAGCCUUAAGGCAGGCUGAGGCUGCGAUCGAGGAAGCUCUGAAGUUCAAAGCAGAAAGCGAGCAGAGUAAGCAGCAGUUUCCACCCUGCAACUCUGAAUGGAGCUCUGCUAAGGGCAGCCGAUUCUGGUGCUCCAGACAGAGUGGGGGAGUGAACAGAGACUGGACUGGAGUCCCUCGGAAGCUGUACCGACCUGGUUCGAAGGGGAGUCACUGUGUGUGUGUGAGGACUACUGGUCCCCCGUGGGGUGAGUCGCACUCCACUGAGCACAGCGACAGAGGCGAUCUGGAUAACCCUCACCUGGAGGAAUACGACGGCUGCCAUCCAAGGGCCGAGCAGUGUGUCCUAAAGGUGUGA
Messenger RNA from Cariama cristata (Red-legged seriema), 474 nucleotides. Its product is annotated as neuferricin. Lineage: Eukaryota; Metazoa; Chordata; Aves; Cariamiformes; Cariamidae. The transcript is spliced from 3 exons. The record is from RefSeq and is a predicted model, not a curated record. The coding region runs from base 19 to 474 and encodes 151 amino acids.